This is a messenger RNA of Medioppia subpectinata, 1695 nucleotides long. The record is from the annotation of a GenBank genome assembly. Lineage: Eukaryota; Metazoa; Arthropoda; Arachnida; Sarcoptiformes; Oppiidae.
AAAUGUAUAGAUGUAAAUACAACAUCAGGUGUAGUGCGCGGUCUGACACUACAUGUGCUCAACAAAACUGUUGACCAGUUUUUGAAUAUACCAUUUGCUGAGCCACCGGUCGGGAGUCUACGGUUCGCACCGCCCGUACCACUCAAACAACCCCUAAAAGAUGUCAUUGAUGCAACAAAACAGGGUAAUUCAUGUUUACAACCACAGCCAACAACGACUCCACAAAGUGAAGACUGUUUGGUAUUAAACAUAUGGACACCAAAUGCGGGCAAUAAUAACACAAACAAAUCACAGCUCAAACCCAUUAUGUUUUACAUUUAUGGCGGGGGUUUAGUAAAUGGUACCAUUUUUCUACUACCAGGAUACAACGGAUCAAUUUUGGCCACACAUGAUGUGUUGGUUGUGUCCACUAAUUAUAGGUUAGGAGAGUUUGGUUUCCUAUACGGGGAUCGGGAGGACGCGCCCGGAAAUGUCGGCUUUUAUGACCAGUUAUUGGCUCUCAAAUGGGUUAGAAAAAACAUCCACUCAUUUGGCGGAGAUAGGGAUCAGAUCACUAUAUUUGGUGAGAGCGCCGGCAGUGUCUCCGUAUCGGCACAAAUCAUAUCUCCAUUAUCUAAGGGUCUAUUCAAGAGGGCUAUUAUGGAAAGCGGCGCCCAUAUGUAUAACAAGGACAGGGAUGCUAUCACCAAACCUGAGGCCAUAGCCAAUGGCAAACAUAUAGCAAAACAAUUGAAAUGCAAUGAAACCGAGGAUUGGAUACAAUGUCUGCGCAGAGCGGACGCCAGAGAUAUACUUAAAUUUAAUCCAACCAUUGCUUUCCCAGUCGUGGGCACAGAAUUCCUGCCCAUAUCCGCCCAAAAAGCAUUGAAAACCAAACAAUUAAACACAGACAUUGACCUAAUGGCAGGCCUGACCCGAGACGAGGGCGCACUACUGACCCAAUAUGUAUUAAAUCACUCACACAUUGAAUCGGUGGCCGAUUUCAGGGCAUACCUGAGCGAAACGGACCAAAUAUAUCACAUCAUAAACGCGACAAAAGUGACCGACUAUUACCUCCACGGCGUUAAUAUUAGUAAUCCAUUGUCAAUAAAACAGGCAUUUAAUAGAUUUUUUGGCGAUUUAAUGAUGAAUUGUCCGACAUAUCUGUUUGCCGAGCGUUUUGCGCAAAUAUCGCCACAAAAUGACCGAAAUGUUUAUUUCUAUCGAUGGGAUUAUCAAAGCGAUUGGUUCGCCGCACUUAUGAACUGCGAUCCGGUGACCAUGGGCAUUUGCCACGGCGCUGAUAUACCGUUUGUUUGGGGCCUGGACUACCAGGCACCCAUGAAUGUGACCAUGAUGGAAAGACAAUUUACUGAUGAUCAUUCCGGACCCAAACUGGCCUCAGAUGUGGUCUCACAACGUGACAGAUACGUGCCUGUGCAAUACAGGUCGCCACCUGAGCCAAUCAAUCUUGAUUUAACAUUAGCGUCGGUGUUGGGCAUUGUUUUGGGUAUGGUUAGAGUUCGCACCUCGUCCUUUUUAAUGGGGCACUUCAACAAUUUGCACGCAUCCUUGUCCAGUCCCAUCAUCGGUAUCAGGUCCACCUUUAAACUCGACCGAGAUGUUUGUCUGAACAGCCUUGUGAAGUGUACACGAUACACCCGGUGCGCAACCACUCACAUACACGCUGUGCACUUCGUGAUGACCUGGCACAUU